Messenger RNA from Puma concolor (puma), 2270 nucleotides. RefSeq names its product transmembrane protein 50B (gene TMEM50B). Lineage: Eukaryota; Metazoa; Chordata; Mammalia; Carnivora; Felidae. The record is from RefSeq and is a predicted model, not a curated record.
CACGGCGCCGCGCCCCGCCGGCGCCCCUAGCCUAGAGCCCGCCGUCUGCUCCCGGCUCCCCGGGACCGAGGUGGAGCCGCGGACGCCGGCCGGGUCCGGGCACAGCCGCCUCUUCCUGUGCGUGAGCGCUUGGGGUCGGCGUAGGGGUCAGCGAAGCCAGGCAGCGGAACAAUAACUUUCUCUUUAUGAAAUCUGAAAUGACAGAAAUACUGUGAAAGUCUCUGAUGAUGCGCAGCAGUUCAGCAUGAUGGUCUUGUAAGCAGACUUGGGGGCCAGAUCUAAACUUCAGUGGAGACCCUGGCUUGCCUCCUGGCUAGCUGCGUGACCUCAGAAUACAGAGUUUAAUGAAAAAUCCAUGCUUACGGGGUGAACAUGGCAGGCUUCCUAGAUAACUUCCGUUGGCCAGAAUGUGAAUGUAUUGACUGGAGUGAGAGAAGAAAUGCCGUGGCUUCUGUGGUGGCGGGUGUACUGUUUUUUACAGGUUGGUGGAUAAUGAUUGACGCUGCUGUGGUGUACCCGAAGCCAGAGCAGUUGAACCACGCCUUUCACACAUGUGGCGUGUUUUCUACAUUGGCUUUCUUCAUGAUAAAUGCUGUGUCCAAUGCUCAGGUGAGAGGUGACAGCUAUGAAAGCGGCUGUUUAGGAAGAACAGGUGCUCGUGUUUGGCUGUUCAUUGGUUUCAUGUUGAUGUUUGGGUCACUUAUUGCUUCCAUGUGGAUUCUUUUUGGUGCAUAUGUUACCCAAAAUACGGAUGUUUAUCCAGGACUAGCUGUGUUUUUUCAAAAUGCACUUAUAUUUUUUAGCACUCUGAUCUACAAAUUUGGAAGAACUGAAGAGCUGUGGACCUGAGAGCCCUUCUUAGAUCAGAUUUCCUUUGGUUCUGUUCUAUUUGUAGAUAAGUUUUUCUCUCUCAACAUAAUUUACACAUUGCCAAAUGGGAUAGACUGUAUAUUACAUAUUACAUGUUUUGUUUCUCUACACUUUUAUGCUCUGAAUUUUGAAAUAGUUUUAUGAAAUUUCUGUCUUUUUUUUAAAUCACUGAAUAGAUUGUUAAUAUGUACAUAAUAUAAAACUAUAUAGCUGGGAUGGUAUCAGUUUUUUUUUUUUAAUCCCUUAAGACUUAGACCUUGACCUAGUCACUGAGCCAGCAUUGUAUCGUCAUGUCAUCUUAGAGUUAACUGUUUUGUUUCAGUAUCUUGAAUUUCUGAAGACGUGCAGAAAAUACAGCUCCAUGUAUCUGAAAUAAGCACUGAACCGUUCAAAAGGGUAUUUCAGCAAGUUGUAAGUUAUUUUGGCUUAAAAAUGAGAUUUUUUUUUAAAGGAAAAAUGUUUGUUCUUCUGUAUUAAAGAAGUGGACUUUUAUAUGAAGAUUUUUUAAAUGCCUGAAGGACUAGUUUGAAAUCCUCUUUCAAAAAACAAUGCCUGUAACAUGACUUUAUCUGAGAAAGGAUAAUACAUGAUCAGACGAGCUCAGUGUCGUACGGCCGAUGGGAAAAGGCCGUAAGGGAGCCCAGCGACAUGCUUCUUGUAAAAACAGCUCCAAUGAUCUAAUGGGGUUCUCUCUUGGCAGGCUGUUAUUAUCCGACAUUACAUAAUUCAGCAUCAAGCGUGACCCAACUGCAGUUUAAAAGCAUGAACCAUAUCACAAAAACCGGAAUCAUUCGUCUCAAGAUAAAGCACUUCUUCCCAAAGAGAAUGAUUACGACCUAGUGAAAAAUUAGGCCUUUCCUCCACUUAGUUACCGACUGCAAGGGUCUCUUUGCGCUAGCUCUCAACUCUUCCUGCAAAAUGUAUCUUUAACCUCAAAGUCCACGUUCCAGUCGAAGCCUCCUUUUGCAGAGUUUGAAACGCUGCUUUUGCACCGCGGGUAUUCCUCUGAGGGAUGUCAAAGGGAUAGCUGGGUCUUAAUUGCUUUUUUGCUUUUCUUUGUUAAUACAGGCUUUGUGUGGCACUUUUCUUCCUCCAGAGGGAUUUUAUAGCACCUUUUGUUGUAAGACAGAAUAAUAGUAACGGUAUUAAUAUCAGCUCCUAACGUAAGCCUUAUUUUGUUUAACCUCCCUCCUCUCUGAGAGGGCUGGCCUGUGCACAGAGUAUGAAGCGGUUGUGGAAUGCUGUGCCUUUGUCUAGAUACCUUCUUGUUUAGUUAUUUCCUCCCGUGUUGCUGUCUUUUCCUCCAAAUGCCAGUAAACUUUGUCUUGCUUCCGACAAAUUGUAAGACUAUUUGUUUCCACCCUCUUGUAACUUGUAGCAAUAAAUACUACUUCUCACCC